Lingula anatina is the source of this 3457-nucleotide messenger RNA. Its product is annotated as beta-1,4-N-acetylgalactosaminyltransferase bre-4-like. Gene Ontology annotation, biological process: carbohydrate metabolic process. NCBI's taxonomy places the organism in Eukaryota, Metazoa, Brachiopoda, Lingulata, Lingulida, Lingulidae. The record is from RefSeq and is a predicted model, not a curated record. Gene Ontology annotation, cellular component: Golgi apparatus. Gene Ontology annotation, molecular function: galactosyltransferase activity.
UAACCUUGAAUUUUUCAACGUAGGAGAGAGAGGGGGAGAGACGUCACGUGACGCCAGUCGGCUCUCAACGACAUCAAUGUCUAGAUGACGGGUUUCCUGGUGUCAACACGCAAUGGCAGAAAGAUGCACCUAUAAAAUGUUUGUGGGCUUGUCAGUUUAUCCAAGGAUUCUAUGUAGAUCUACUUGUAAGGGAAGUUUGACUUCAUGGUACCCUGUAUUCUGUGCUUUAAUAUUGGUGCUGUUAUUGGUGUUACAGCUGUCGAUGUCGGUUUUGCUUAAUACGGGUAAUGGCCCUCCUGAUAAUUACGUGGAACAUGUUGUUAGGAAAUUAACGGAAUUGGAGUAUGCUAACCUUGAAGCCGAGUCAGUAUCUUCCAACAGAGCAGGAAGUAACAUCAUAUACCUGUGUGAUGCUUUUCCACAUGGUUUAGAGGGGAAGAUAGAACCUUUGUCACUUUUAAAAACAUUCCCUGAAGUACGACCCGGAGGAUUUUGGAGACCCACUGAUUGUGAGCCACGACACACGGUGGCCAUUGUUGUGCCAUACAGAGACCGAUUGGAGCAUCUGGAAAUAUUUCUAAAAUAUAUCCACCCAAUACUGUUCAGGCAGAAACUAGAGUAUAGGAUUUUUAUAGUAGAACAGCAAAAUAUCUUAUGAUAUAAGUGAUAAAUCUUCAAAAGCCAGAGGAAUAUUUUAAUUUGAAACUAAAAUGUCGUAGUAAAUACAUAUAUAGUCUGAUUUAUAUCAGUUAGCAUUGAGGUUAAUAAAUCGAGACAAAUGUUAAACAUAUCAUUAGCGUUUCAAGCUCAUACUGUACAUAUACAAUGUACAUUGUACAUAUAUCUGGUCUCUUGUGCACCACAACUACCAGACAUGAUAUAUUUUCCAGCACUGUCAAGUGCACCCACCAACUUAACAUUUAAGUGUGUCGUAAAGAUAUCACCUUUUCAUUUUGUAAGUAGGCCGUGGAGAUUAUUCUUAUUUACUGGUGCCAUAAAAAUGAUCAAUAACAAUCCCUGUGGCACUGCAUGCCAUGAAAAUUUGCACAAGGUGGAAAUUACUUCUAAGCGAUAAGGAUAACUUUCCAUGCACCUGAAUUUAGUUCGACAUUUAGUGUUAGUAAUUGACAGAUAUUAAUACAAUAAUUGGCAACAAAAUUAAAAUUGAAAAAUCAGACAAUGUGAUGAAGUCUCCAUCCACUGCUUGAGCUAGCCUGAAAGAACAAACUGUUUUAUCAAUAUUUAUAGGUGAAGUAGAUUUGCUCAAGGCAACAUAAAUGUAGUAUAUGCUGCAACAUUGUGACGUUGCUUAAGAGGCCUUAAAGGGCCUAACCAGGACGUAGAUUGCACCUAACAACUAAACUAAACGGUCGUUGUGCAAUGAUUUAAUUUUUUUUUAAUAUUGUGACGAGUAUUUUAGAUAGUUAAAUAUCAAGCAGGCAUGAAAUUCCACAGGUGAUCAAAAAACUGACAGGUGCAUGUAGAUUAGACUAGCUAAAGGGUACUGUCUGGGUUAGCAAAAAAGUACUUACUGCCUUACACACAUUUUUGGGAUAAUAGAUAAAUAUUCAGUGAUCACUGGCUAAAUUGCUUAGCAUUUACAGAAAUGUCAUUUUACCGAUGGCGUAAUAAUUACAGUUUUGGGUUAAAAUUAUAAAAUCGGUUUCUCAAAUUUCUCCUUUAUCUGAACACCCAGGAACAACGUGUCAACACCAUUUUAAUGGCUUCGUUGAGUACUUUAAAACCCUGCCACCGAUUUUUCUUAAAAGCCUCACUUCAGGUUUUAUCGUUAAGAAAGCAAAACAAAGCCUUUGCUCAAUUAUCAUUUAAUCAUUUAAACCAAGAUGACAGUACGAGAGUAAAGCCCAUACUGGUUGUGCCUAUAAUUCGCGCGACAAUCCGUACGCGUAUUCUCCAUGUACGUAUUUACUCUGUACUCACGCCCCCUGCGAGACAAUGGGUUGUUUUGAUAAACGACAAAAGCCUGUGCGGGUACCAAACAAUAGCGACGUGAACUCAUACAGAGCCUAAGCGCACAGGGGGAGGAGCGCAUAUGUAAAUUAUUGUACGGGCGACCCUUGGAGACGGGAGUUCGUCCUCGCCAAGCGCGACGGGAAGUAAAUUGAUGCGCGCUAUAAUCCGACUUAAUUAACAGCUUUCAACUUGGCAGUAUUGCACCUUGCUCUAGGCUGAAUGUCGACCUGCCGUCUCGUUGUUUUGUUUGCUUCUUACAAUCAGGGGAAUGGGCCUCUGCUAUUUAAUACAUUUGGAGGAUUUUUUUGUAGUUUUGGUGAAUUUCUCGAGCGAUCAGUCUGUGGCCCAUACCAAUUAACUCUUCCGAUCUUGGCAGAAGUCUCCCUAAUUUUGGACGUAUCUACCGAUCUCCCUUUUGUCUCGAUACAUCACACUUUUCUCUUUGUCCUUACGUUUGGAAACUUCUCAGGUUAAGUGAUAGGGGUAUAGAUAGCACUAAACAAUAAAAAGAAAAUACCAACGACAAAGCCGUGCCAGGUCUUCGUGUGAGUAACAUCCAAAACACUGUACAUGUAUGUUGUUUUCGUGGAGACGAAGCUGGUUUCGAAAGGAACCUAAAUAGCGAUAAUUAAAACCACAGCUGGGUAAGCUACCUGGACAUUGUAAUAAGUGAUAGAUACAAUACAAGUCGCCGAACUUGAAAUACAACGAGCGUAUUGUCGAGCCACAGGUUGAGUAAUUUUCGGGUACAGCUCGGUGGCGAGUGUUGUAUCUAGCUUAAACCACAGCCUCUCAUCGGUUAAUGCAAUGUCCUCGCGAUAUAUUACUGAAUGCCAGCUGAGCGGUGGAAAAUUAAUUCCAUGCAAAAAUUCUUGUUGGGCAUUAGAAAAAAUGAUCCAAAAUGACUUACGGGUGUGUCAAUUUGCCUAACGGCAAGGGCUUAAGUGUUGGUGCAAGAUCGGUCACAUAACUGCAUUCGCUUACUGCAACUCCUUGAAUUAUGAAAUAGAUUAAUAAAAAAAAAAGAUCUUUAACUGAUACGUGUGCAAAUGCUGUGGAGGAGAGUUCGCCCAAACAAAUCAUUAAGGGUAAAUGGCAUUUGAUUAGCCUUUGUCGUGAACACAAUAACAUCAUGUAUGAAGUAAGUCCAAAUUAACAAAGUUUUAAUUUUUUUCAAUUUGCUUCAUGUAUUAUAACAAGAAUAAUUAUCAAUGUUGUUUUCAUGUGUACAUGUACGUCCUAGGGAUGGAUGGUGGAAGUAAAAAGACUGUCAUACUUUUUUUGAUAUCCCGCUUGUCGGCGGUGGAAAUUACAAUACAACGCUUUGUUUGCUGGUUAAUGAUCGCAUUAAAGGUAUACUGUGAUGAAAAAACGGGUUAAAACUAUCCAUUAGGUGCCCAAAAGUCAUUUUUGAGUAAUGAAAAAAAAGUUCUUACGUUUAUUUAGUUUUUAAAGACGAUUUUAUGCAGGUGUGAAUGUAGUU